Molecule: messenger RNA, 573 nt
Organism: Elephantulus edwardii (Cape elephant shrew)
Lineage: Eukaryota; Metazoa; Chordata; Mammalia; Macroscelidea; Macroscelididae
Gene: MINAR2
Product: KIAA1024-like ortholog
Exons: 3
Coding region: 1-573 (190 amino acids)
Source: RefSeq, a predicted model, not a curated record
AUGGAUCUCUCUGUUUUGCCAAAUAAUAACCAUCCUGACAAAUUCCUGCAGUUAGAGGUGAAGUCUUUGAUGAGGAGCUCAGCCCGCCUUCAGGCCAACCUGGCCAGAUUUCCAGGUGGAAAUUAUCCUGCUGCUCAGCACUGGCAGAACCUAGUCUACUCACAGAGAGAAAAGAAGAAUCUCACUAUGCAACGAAUUAGGAACGCGGCUGUGGAGGGCCCUGUGGUUCCCGAGAUGCCCCCACCCUCCCUGUCAUCAGUUCUGAAGAAUAACCCAUUAUAUGGUGAUAUAAGCUUGGAGGAAGCGAUGGAAGACAGAAGAAAGAAUCCUUCGUGGACCAUUGAGGAUUAUGACAAGCGUUCUUUGCACACCAACCUCUCCGACCACCUGAAGGAAAAUCCUAAUGACCUCCGGUUUUGGCUGGGAGACAUGUACACACCAGGUUUUGAUACCUUGUUGAGAAAGGAAGAAAAACAAGAGAAGCAAUCAAAAUACUGCCGCUUAGGUCUCCUUGUGCUCCUCGCUGCCUGUGUCUUGGUUUCCAUAGUGACAGUCAGUGCACUUUUCACCUAA